AUGUUUGUGCAGCAGUUCUCCGGCAUCAACGCCGUCAUCUUCUACUCUGCCUCCAUCCUGCAGGAGAGCAUCGGCCAGCCUUGGGUGGUGAUGACGGCGGUGGCGGUGCUGCUGAUGGAUCGCGCCGGCCGCCGCGCGCUGCUUCUCGUCUCCCUGGCGGGCAUGUGCUUCUGCGCGGCUGCCAUGGGCGCGUUCCAUCUCAACGCGCAGCGGCCGACCUGGCUAGCGGCUGGCGCUCGAGACAGGGCUGACUCGGGCGCCAUCCCCUGGCUGCUGAUGGGCGAGCUGUUCGCGGCCGACGUGCGCGCGCUCGCCGCCUCGAUGGCCACACUGCUCAACUGGGCCUUCUCCUUCACGAUGACGCUCGUGUUUGCGCAGCUCAACGCUGCGCUGGGACCCGCCGGCACCCCCCUUCCUCUUCUCGGCCAUCUCGGGCAAUCUCGGGUCAUCUCGGGUCAUCUCGGGCCCGCAGGCACCUUCUUCCUCUUCUCGGCCAUCUGCGCCGCCGGCGCCGCCUUUGUGGCGGCGUGCCUCCCCGAGACAAAGGGGCGGAGUCUGGCGGAGGUGCAGGCGCUCUUUGGCAGCGAGGCGAGCUAG
Emiliania huxleyi CCMP1516 is the source of this 597-nucleotide messenger RNA. RefSeq lists its product as hypothetical. NCBI's taxonomy places the organism in Eukaryota, Haptophyta, Isochrysidales, Noelaerhabdaceae. Bases 1 to 597 code for a protein of 198 amino acids. Gene Ontology annotation, cellular component: membrane. Gene Ontology annotation, molecular function: transmembrane transporter activity. The record is from RefSeq and is a predicted model, not a curated record. The transcript is spliced from 4 exons. Gene Ontology annotation, biological process: transmembrane transport.